AUGGCAGGAUCGAAAACUGAGAGCGCUGUGCGCUUCCCCGAAAGGGACAGCCAGACCCGUCGUCUGCGCAACCAAACCACCCAAGACAAGAAGGCUGUGGCUCGGAUGCAAGAUCAGGGUGCUUCGGCUCAAGCCAGGGUUGCGAGGGCUACUCAUGCCGGUGAGGAGUGGACGCCAGUCGAGAACUUCGAGACCGCCAUGGACCAGGACGGCAACCCAGUACCUGAUCCCGCGUAUACCGACUAUGAAAAGAUGAGGCAGCACAAGGGUGGCGAGGACGAGGCUGAUGACUAUGUUGCUGCUAAUGCAAACUUUGACUAA
Molecule: messenger RNA, 321 nt
Organism: Aspergillus fischeri NRRL 181
Lineage: Eukaryota; Fungi; Ascomycota; Eurotiomycetes; Eurotiales; Aspergillaceae
Exons: 1
Coding region: 1-321 (106 amino acids)
Source: RefSeq, a predicted model, not a curated record